UUUAGUUUAGAGGGUUAACUCAUGAAUUUAUGAUGAAACUUAACUCUAUUUAAGUUUUAGAUUAGUGGUUGGAUGAGCUGUUAUUGGAUUGACUUUACUGUCGAACUUAACUGGGUUUUGCAAGAAUGACAUGAUAUUAACAUGAUAGUCAAAAGAAUGUAAUUAAGGAGAGAGUGGAAGGAUAAAUUUGCAGAGAGGUCGGUUAAAAAAGGCAAGUAACUAAUAACAGUAAAACCGAGGGCCACCAUUGGCAAAAAUUCCCAUAAAGCAACUUAACAAAUAUCAUAAUUUUGUAGGCCCAAAAGUACCUCCCUCCUAUAUCACAGAUUUUGCUUGCUUUUGUAGUAUUUAAAGAGCAGAAGUCACAUACACGAAGUCAUAAUUUCUCAUACUCGUCAUAGCCUUCUUCGUUUUCCUCUUUCCCUAAAAAACUGCUGAAAAUCAAGAAAGUAAGACUAUAUUGACUCAAGAAAGAAAAUGGGGAGGCUAUUUCUGGUGGAUCUUGAAGGACGCUCUUAUAGCUGCAAGCACUGCCGCACUCCUCUUGCUCUCAAAGACGACAUCAUCUCUAAGUAUUUCUGCUCCAGGAAUAGAAGGGCAUAUCUUUUCUAUAACGUUGAGAAUGUCACCUUUGGACCGAGAGAAGAUCGAAUGAUGAUAACUGGAAAGCACACUGUGGCUGACAUAUACUGUGUUGUUUGUGGAUCAAUUCUGGGGUGGAAAUAUAUACAUGCAUAUGUGAAGGCUCAUAAGUACAAGGAAGGUUGGUUUGUCAUUGAAAGGUGUAAGGUGUUGAAUCCUGCCGGAACUCCCUAUGAGGCCAUUCAAGAAGCUCAGGUUGGUCACCAAGCUCCGAAUGGUCAAGAAACUUGGAUGGCCCAAGAAGCUCAGGCUGGUGGAGGAAUUGAUGUUGAUAAUGCUUGAUUAGUUACUUAGUUUGUAGAAUGUUAGUCUUUUUAAGUGUACAUUCUCUGCUCCCUUUGAUGAUGACCAAACCUACUAACUGGCUCCUUUGGUAAAGAAGCUCAGAUUGGCUUCUUUUUUAGAUGACACAAACUGGGUUGUUGACUGACCCAUUUCACGAUUAGCAUUAGAAUUUUGUCUGCGAUUUUCAAUUGUUUAGUAAUGAAAGUUCAUGGAGAGAUAAGGUCUGUUUUUUGCCAA
Molecule: messenger RNA, 1164 nt
Organism: Populus trichocarpa (black cottonwood)
Lineage: Eukaryota; Viridiplantae; Streptophyta; Magnoliopsida; Malpighiales; Salicaceae
Product: protein yippee-like At3g11230
Exons: 6
Coding region: 478-924 (148 amino acids)
Cellular component (GO): ubiquitin ligase complex
Source: RefSeq, a predicted model, not a curated record